GGGAUUAAGAGGUUACACCGUUUAUGGAUACGAGCUGCGGUGUCUGAUUCGCACUAUUUUAACGUCUGUUUUUAAUUUGUUCUCAAACGCUCAAAAUCCAAUGGAUCUCCAGGAAAAAAGGUUAAUACAUGAACAUUUGCGAUAGCAUUCAUGUGACCUGUGGUAACAGAGGCAUCUCAGUCACCACAUUAGGGUUUUAGUUUGGAGUGGAAACAUGUUCACCGCUACCCAAAUCUCUAAAUCCCAGUUCCUGGAUAAGGCCAGGCUGGCACGGGAGGAAAGGAAAGACCAUAAAGAGAAAGAGAGCGCGGCCACCCAAAUCCAGGCUCUGAUCAGAAGAUUCCUCUGUCGUUGUAGGCUGCAAAGAGAAAUCAGGAAAGAGGUUGAUGACUUCUUUGCUGUGAGUGAUGCAGGUUCAACAAAAAGAAAUGCUCUAUCCAUCUUCAAAAUUGCAAGGAAGUUGUUAUUCAUAUUUUGCAAGGAUGAUAAGUUGAGGUUUGAGAAGCUGUGUAGAAUAAUUCUAAGUAGCAUGGAAUUUGAGAAUGAACCUAAAGUAUGGUAUGUUUCCCUGGCUCUUUCAAAAGACCUCACCAUCCCCUGGCUCAAACAGAUCAAAGAUGUACUCUGUGUCUCCUGUGAAUUUCUGAAAAAACUUAAGCCUGACAUACUACAAGAAAAUAAAUUGGUGACUCUGUACCUUACAAUGCUGAUAACCUUCACAGACACAUCAACAUGGAAAAUCAUCCGAGGCAAAGGAGAGGCCCUCAAGCCUGCGUUAAACAGAAUAUGUGAGAACAUUAUGGGACAUCUCAAUCAAAAGGGCUUCUACUCUGUACUUCAGAUUCUGCUUACCAACGGAUUGGCAAGAUCUAGACCCUCCCUUUCCAAAGGAACCCUCACAGCCAUUUUUACUCUGUCACUCAGGCCUGUUAUUGCUGCACAUUUCUCAGACAACCUGCUGAGGUCUUUCCUUCUCCAUAUCAUGUCUGUUCCAGCGUUUAUCUUCCACCUUAACACACUCACUCCAGAUUGUAUGGUCAUUAUCCAGACUCAUGACCUCUUUCGCAAGUUUGUCUUAUUUCUGAGCCGAGAGGAGCAGUGUCUGGAUAUAUGUGUCUGCCUAGAGGGAAGCCACACUCUCUGCUUAUUGGGUAACCUUAUUCAGCUGGGAUACUUUAAUGUAAAAGUUCUAGAGCUGGAAGCCAGUCACUUUGUCAAGGAUCUGACGGAUAUGUUGUCAUACUGUCAGAGAUAUGUUUCUCAGAAGAAAUCCAACCUCACACACUGGCACCCAGUGUUGGGCUGGUUCUCACAAACUGUUGAUUAUGGGCUUAAUGAGUCUAUGCCAUUGGUAACAAAGCAGUUACAGUGUCUGUGGGGAGUACCUGUGAUCUGCACUCUCUUCUGUGAUGUUCUCUGCAAAAAGCUUGAGACUCAAGAACCCAUCCCAAUGACCCCUCCUCAGCCAUCCACACUACAGAAUAACCUGCCUGUCAAAAAUCUCUUCAAGCGGGCAUUCCAGAAGUCUGCUUCUGUGCGGAACAUCCUGAAGCCGAUCGGGGGGAAGCGGGUUGACUCGGCUGAGGUCCAGAAGGUGUGCAGUAUUUGUGUGCUGUAUCAGACGGCCCUCACCACACUCACACAGAUCCGCCUCCAGAUCCUCACAGGACUGACGUAUCUUGAUGAGCUGUUGCCUAAGCUAUGGGCAUUUAUCUGUGAGCUUGGCCCUCAGGGUGGGCUCAGACUCUUCCUGGAGUGUCUCAAUAAUGACACUGAGGAAUCCAAACAGCUUUUGGCCAUGCUCAUGCUCUUCUGUGACUGCUCCAGGCAUCUCAUCACGAUUCUUGAUGACAUUGAGGUCUAUGAGGAACAGAUUUCUUUUAAAAUGGAAGAGCUUGUCACCAUCUCCUCGUUUCUCAACACAUUUGUAUACAAGAUGGUCUGGGAUGGUAUUUUAGAGAAUGCCAAAGGGGAGAAGUUGGAUCUGUUCCACAGUGUUCACGGCUGGCUGAUGGUUCUGUAUGAGCGGGACUGUCGAAGGAGAUUCACUCCUGAUGAUCUCUGGCUCCGCAAAGACCUGAAGCUCAGUCUGUUGUUCCAAGAGCUGGAGAAAGGCAAAAGGAGAGCACAGCUGCUACUUCAGUACAUUCCUCAUGUCAUCCCACACAAAAAUAGGGUACUGCUGUUCCGGAACAUUGUUACAAAAGAGAAAGAGACUUUAGGAUUGGUGGAGACAAGUUCCGCCUCUCCCCAUGUAACUCACAUAACCAUUCGUCGAUCAAGGAUGUUGGAGGAUGGAUAUGAUCAACUGCGACGUCUGCCUGUAAACUCCAUUAAAGGAGUGAUCCGAGUGAAGUUUGUGAAUGAUUUAGGUGUGGAUGAGGCUGGAAUUGACCAGGAUGGUGUAUUUAAAGAGUUCUUAGAGGAGAUUAUCAAGAAGGUUUUCAACCCAGCACUCAACCUCUUUAAGACCACCAGUGGGAAUGAGAGAUUAUACCCUUCCCCAACCUCGAGCAUCCAUGAGAAUCACCUGCAGCUAUACGAGUUUGUUGGAAAGAUGCUAGGAAAAGCGAUGUAUGAAGGCAUCGUAGUGGACGUGCCGUUUGCCUCCUUUUUCCUCAGUCAGGUCCUGGGUCAUCAUCACAGCACCUUUUACAGCUCUAUAGAUGAGCUGCCCUCUCUUGACUCAGAGUUCUACAAGAACCUCACUUCCAUCAAGCGUUACGAUGGGGAUGUUAGUGACCUCGGUCUGACAUUAUCGUAUGAUGAGGAGGUGAUGGGGCAGUUAGUCUGUCAUGAGCUUACUCCUGGGGGAAAGACAAUGUCUGUCACAAAUGAAAACAAGAUCAGCUACAUCCACUUGAUGGCUCACUUCCGCAUGCACACCCAGAUCAAGGAGCAGACCGCCGCCUUCAUUAGGGGCUUCCGCAGCAUCAUUAACCCAGAGUGGCUGCAUAUGUUUUCCACCCCUGAGGUCCAGAGACUCAUCUCUGGGGACAAUGCUGAGAUAGACCUUGACGAUCUCAAGAAGCACACUGUAUACUACGGAGGGUUCCACAGUAGCCACAGAGUCAUUCUUUGGCUGUGGGACAUCCUCUCCAAUGACUUCACCCCUGAGGAGAGAGCCAUGUUCCUGAAGUUUGUUACCAGCUGUUCAAGACCUCCUCUGCUCGGUUUCGCCUACCUCAAACCUCCUUUCUCCAUCCGCUGUGUGGAAGUGUCAGAUGAUCAGGACACGGGCGAUACUUUAGGCAGUGUUCUGCGUGGCUUUUUCACCAUUCGCAAGAAGGAGCCAGGUGGUCGUCUGCCAACGUCCUCUACUUGCUUCAACCUACUCAAACUGCCCAACUACAGCAAGAAGAGCAUCCUAAGAGACAAACUCCGCUACGCAAUCAGCAUGAAUACAGGCUUUGAGCUUUCGUAACUCAUACCCUUGUGUGGUGGUUCAUACCAUACAUAUAUAUAUAUAUAUAUACACACACACACACAAACUUUGACAUACAGGAGUGGUGGUAGCGUAACAGUUUAAGUUCUGAAAUGGCCACAGAAAGAUUGAAGAUUCGGUCCCAUGUUGGAGACACAACAACUGAAGUUACAGUGAUUCAAUUCUUGCUCCAUAGGAAUUGAGACCUUCAAUAAAGGCACUUAAGAACUGUUCCAUCAAAACGUAUACUCUGUCUUAGCAAGCAAAUGAUGUAAUCAACUUGCUAAUAUACUGGAAAUGUGCUGAACGUACUUUGUCACAGACGUGGAGACUGGCACUUCGAGGAUUUCUACCGCAGAAGUAUAUUCAAGUGCACUGGCUUUUAUUUACAAAGAACAUAUAUGCAUACAGUCACAUCUUAGUCUCUGAUUUUUUCGUUUUGAAACAUUUGAAGAUCCCUGUAUUUAGUGUAAUUUAUAAAAUACGUUCUUCUCAGUAUUUGAAGCCAAAUGAGGUCCAAACGCCUUAUACAAUCAGUUUUAAACCAGCUCAAUGUAAUGUUGUCAUGUCAGGCUCCUGAAACCUUUAUCAAAGAAACCUCUCGCAUGGAGACUGAAAAAACCCAACUCCAUGUGUGAAUCCAAAAUGGAUUCAAAACGGAUGCUUAUUGGUGUCCACUCGUUCAAGAACACUUUUAAACCUCCACUACAGUGGACUCUGCCGUGUAUGUACAGUGUAAUACACUCCCCUGGGAAGGGAACAGGAAAGCAAUACUAAUGCAAUGCAAGCCAUGCAACUCAAGACACAAAAUUAGGCUAUGCCUACUCCAGCAAAUGCAUUUAAACCCAUGAACUACUAAUGGACUUGAGGAUAGAACGUUCCCAGCACUGUUCAUCAUCUUCUUUGAACUUUCUCUUUCUCAUUGAAUACACUACAUCAUCUCGCAGCAGACCUCGUCAUCAGACUGUUACGUGCUAAUGCAUGCAGCCAGUGCCGCCCAAUGACAUUGUGACAUUUGCUGCUCAUCAAAAGUCAUUAUUUUAAUUUCAGUAUUCUGUUCAAGAACAAAAGCAUGAAAUACUAAUAUAGGUGCUCAAAGCAUUUAUCUAUUCCUUAAGUUAAUUGUUUUAGUCUUUUUAUUAUUUAAGAAAAGAAGGGUAAAAUAGUGGCGGGACACAGACUAAACCACUGAAAUGGGUUUACUCCAGCUUAAAGGUCAUUACAAAUUUAAGUUCUUUAUCAUCUGCUCUUUCUGUCAUCUCCCAGUAACUCUCUGCCCAUCUUUUAUGUGUGUACUACUGGAAUUAAGCCAUACAGUGAAGAUGACUAGCUUUCAAACCACCUCUUGUGGGACCUUUUUCUUAUAGACUGAGUGUUUGAAUGACUACCUUGGAAGUUCUGUUUCAGUGGGCUCAAUGGAAUCUCAUGAAAUGUUAUUCAAUAUGGAUAAAAAAUUAGGAUAUCUCCCUUGCAUGAUGUCACUGGAUGAUUCAAACAUGUAGUCCUGUUAAUGAUUUAGCAUUACCGAAUAAGACUGCAACUUCUGCGCAUCUUUCUCAUUCUUUUGCUCCAUGAGUGUCUCGGCACACAUAUGUCUUUUUUUCUUAUUAUUUGUGUGUAUGUCAAAGAGAUCUACCAGGAUGAAUCUCACAAAAACUGUCCAAAACCUAUCCGAGACAUUUUUCACCCCAUUCAGAAUAAAGAAAAUGAAGCCUAUUUUAUUAAAGAUUUUUUGCAUUGUGACAUUAUUUCCAUGACAAUUAAGCACAUUCCCCAGCAAAUACUCAAUUUCUGUAAUGAA
Xyrauchen texanus (razorback sucker) is the source of this 5225-nucleotide messenger RNA. Its product is annotated as ubiquitin-protein ligase E3B-like. Gene Ontology annotation, biological process: ubiquitin-dependent protein catabolic process; protein polyubiquitination. The transcript has 27 exons. Gene Ontology annotation, molecular function: ubiquitin protein ligase activity; protein binding. Lineage: Eukaryota; Metazoa; Chordata; Actinopteri; Cypriniformes; Catostomidae. Bases 215 to 3424 code for a protein of 1069 amino acids. The record is from RefSeq and is a predicted model, not a curated record.